AUGAGCCCGGUUUCCGCCCACGACUCCGGUUCUGCGAGCCCGAUCGCGGGCCCCGUCCCCUUCCCGCCGUUCCCCUCUUCUCCGCCGCCCGAGUACCGCCGUACGUGGAUCAAUCCCCCGACAUCCGCGGCUGCGUUUCCCGUACCUGUACCAUCCAGGCAAACUCCGCACGAGACCCAGAUCCAAAUUACUCCCAAGAGGCACUUGACGGACAAGAGCAAGGCUUCAGAGGUACUGCACAUCGACAUCUCGCCCAGUGCUAGUUACGUUGCCACCAAGCACAGCAACAAAAUCAUCAAGAUCUGGUCCAUCCCCAGGAACGCUCUGCACGGGACCAUCAAAAUCACGUCAUACGUGCAGCCCCGAGUGCGGUCCCGCGAGUACUUCAUCCGCAGCCACGCCAUCUUGUCCGAGAACUCCACCCUUAUCGGCAUCACCACCCACUUCGGCCUCACACUGGAGAUCUACAACUUUGCCAAGGGCGGGACCGGCGCAAAGAAAGUCCAGGUCAUCGAGGAAGCGCACCGCUGGGCAGCCAGCCAGCGGGACGCCUUCCACGACGACUACGCCGGGCUGGCCGUCUACCGCCCGAAGCUCGAUCGCAUCGACCGCUUUUUCCUCGUUCGGCACCCCAGCGCCAAGACGCCCUUCCGUGAAGAUCCCAACCACUCGAUCGAGCUGCUCAAAGCCGGCCUCCCCUUCCUCCCCAAAUUCCCCGAGCUCGCCUACAGCACCGACUCCCCCUUUCUCAUCGCAGCAGCCGGUCCGCGACCGGGCGACCCCCCACGACCCAACUCCACCAUCCUCAUCGCCUGGCAGGUGAAGCCCGUCUCCGACAGCAAGCUCAGUUCCCAAACACCCGACCUCCCGGACGAAGAGCGCCACAAGCCCUACCGCGUGUGCGUGCCCAACUACCCGGCUCUGCAGACCGCUCUGCCAGCGUGCCUCGCCUCGCACGGCAGCACGGCAGUCUCGAUCUGGAUCCCCGCCAGCACCCCGCCCACCCCCCCGUCCGCCCGGCUCCCGCCCCAGCCGCAGCGCCUGGUACUAACCUGGCACCUUCCGACCAACACGACGCGGCUGCUGGCGAUCCCGGCGGGGGCGCAGGCGUGCGUGUCGCCGGACUGCCGGCGGCUGGCGUACAGCGACGCGGCGGCGGGGCAGUUCGUGGUGGUGGACCUGGCGGCGGGGGCGGAGGUGUGGCGGUGGCCGGACGCGGCGCGGGCCGAGGGGUUCGCGUCGUUCGGGCAGCUGGAGAACCUGCGGGGCGUCACGGUGUUUGAGUUCUCCAGCGACGGCGGGAUGCUGGUUGUCGGGGAUGUGCAUGGCGCCGUGGGGGUGUAUGAGAUUGGGGAGGUCGGCGGCAGGGUGGAGUUGGGCGUUGGGACGGAGGUGGCGUGGGCGGAUGUUCUGGAGCAGAGGGCGGGCUUUAUUUGAGAGGGAGGGGGAUGGCGGGCGAGGAGGGGGAGGGAAAGGUAUGGGAAGGAAGGUUCGGGGUGUUGUUGCGUUGUUCAAGGGGGUUUGUCAUGGCGUGGCUGAGCAAGUGUUUGGCUUUUUGUUCCUGUUUAUUUGAUGGGGCGCUCUGUAUGCACGUUGGCUUCAGUUCCCUGACUGAAGUUGCCCUUCCGAUGCAGAAUUCAGAUGCUGCCUGUUCAUCUGCUCGUAUUAUCC
This is a messenger RNA of Thermothielavioides terrestris NRRL 8126, 1671 nucleotides long. RefSeq lists its product as uncharacterized. The transcript has 2 exons. The record is from RefSeq and is a predicted model, not a curated record. NCBI's taxonomy places the organism in Eukaryota, Fungi, Ascomycota, Sordariomycetes, Sordariales, Chaetomiaceae. Bases 1 to 1437 code for a protein of 478 amino acids.